This is a messenger RNA of Amphiprion ocellaris (clown anemonefish), 5523 nucleotides long. RefSeq names its product growth hormone releasing hormone receptor, like (gene ghrhrl). Gene Ontology annotation, molecular function: growth factor binding; G protein-coupled peptide receptor activity; vasoactive intestinal polypeptide receptor activity. Gene Ontology annotation, cellular component: plasma membrane. The record is from RefSeq and is a predicted model, not a curated record. Lineage: Eukaryota; Metazoa; Chordata; Actinopteri; Pomacentridae. Gene Ontology annotation, biological process: cell surface receptor signaling pathway; positive regulation of cell population proliferation; adenylate cyclase-activating G protein-coupled receptor signaling pathway. Bases 1155 to 2399 code for a protein of 414 amino acids. The transcript has 13 exons.
GAGCUCUGUCUAGAAGGGAGAAGGUUUUUUCUCUUUUUUAACAGGUGACAGCAAGAUUUUAGAGAGAAUAAAAGCUUUUGAAGUUUGACGCUCCGCUACAAACCAUGAAUUAUUGAGGGUUAUUUUGCUUCAGUGUGACGUUGCAAUAUAACAACCAAAACUUUAGAUUUGUAUUGAAAUACAUUUUGUUCAGAUGAAUCCUAAGAGCUUAAGGGAUAAAGAAACUGUUUCCUCAGGACUUCUUUUCCAAGAGGCUUCUUCAGUUAUUAAGCUUUUUAAUGAGGGUUUAUCAUGACCUGGAUGACUGAGAAUCUACACAGAGACAUUUCAAUAAGCUUUAAUAUGAAAAAUAACGCUUUGGCAUUUAAAAGGAAUCAAUAGUACUAUUUUUUGCAGCAUAGUCACAAGAAUUAAUAAGCUGAAUAACUGCAUCAGAGAGGGAUAUGUUUUGUCUGAGAAUUAUCAGCUACAGAAACGCAAACCAAAAACACUAUUUUCCAAUGAAAUCCUGAGACAUAUGUAAUGACUAUGUGUUUGUUUGUCUCUGCCCGUUUGUGGGUGACAGUCCAAUCAGGUAAGCAGAGAACCGCUGUUGAGCUCUGAAGCUUGUAGGUUAAACUAGGAGCUGGUGUUUGACUUCAAAAUAAAAGACGUUAGUACAAGUACAAAAAUAAGUCCUUUAUUUCUCCCCACGCCAGGGGAAAUUUACAUUGUUACAGCAGCUUAUGUAGCAAUAGACAUAGUAAUAGGAAUAAAAUAAUAUUUACAAUAUAUACAGGGGUGAGAGAUGAGGAUGAAAUAGUACAGUAUUGACACACUGUAAGACAAUGACAAAGACAACCACAUACGGUUUAUGCAUCUAACCAGAACAUGUGCUAAGAUUUAUACAGUAUGAACUAGAUAAUAGAAUAAGCUGUAGGCUGUAGAUGUGUUUGGUAAAUAAUAUUUGGAAUGCAAGAUAUAUGAAAUGUUAUUUAACUACAGGGAUUCCUUACUGAGUUUCCGGUUGAGGCUUUUAUUGUGAAAAGUGAACCAGAACUUCCACGUCUGUAUUGUCGUUAACUUGACAGGUGAGUUAUUUCCACCUGGAGGCAGCGCAGCAUCCCAGAGUGAGUCUCUGGAAAGCGCCACGUUUGGACUGUAAAGCCGCCAACAUGUUCUGUGUCCACAUCAGACGGAUGUUUCUGGCUCUGUGUUUGGCUCCAGCUGCUCUGUCGAGUCUGCACCCUGAAUGCGAAUACAUAUUUCAGCUGGAGAAAGAGGAGCGUCGCUGCCUUCAGUACAUUUCUGAGCAGGGAAACAGAAGCACAGGUUGUCAUCCAUUCUGGGAUGCAGUCACCUGCUGGCCUCAUGCAGUCACCGGAGAAACCGUCCACAGAGCUUGUCCUGCCGUCUUUUCCCUCUUCAAAAACAGCACAGGGUCAGUGAGCAGAAACUGCACCACUGGAGGCUGGUCGAGGCCCUUCCCGCCGUACCACAUCGCCUGCAACGUGGAUGAUGACAUUCCUGAGACAGAACAGUCAUACUUUGCCACAGUAAAGCUGAUAUACACCAUCGGCUACAGCAUCUCUCUAGUGGUUCUGGCUGUUGCUGUGCUGAUCCUGUUGCUCUUCAGAAAACUGCGCUGCGCAAGAAACUUCAUUCACAUCCAGCUGUUUGUUACCUUCAUCCUGAAAUCGGUGGCGGUGUUUAUAAAGGAUGCUACUCUGUUCUCCAGCGAUGACACCAACCACUGCACCCUCUCCACAUUUGCCUGUAAGGUCUCUGUGGUCUUCUGUCACUACUGUGUAAUGGCAAAUUUUUUCUGGCUCCUGGUGGAGGCGCUCUACCUCAGUUCCCUGCUGCUCUCCUCUUUCUAUCACAGCCGCCGAUGCCUCUGGGGCUUCAGCCUGCUGGGAUGGGGUGUCCCUGUGCUCUUUAUAGUCCUGUGGAUUGGAUCCAGAGUGUACUUUGAGGACACAGAAUGUUGGGACAUCAACGAGGACUCGCCCUAUUGGUGGAUCAUCAAAGGACCGAUUGUCGUCUCAAUAGCGGUCAAUUUUAUGCUUUUCAUGAAUAUUAUCAGAAUCCUGAUACAGAAGCUCAAUCCUCGGCUGAUCCAGUUCAAUAACUCCUCUCAGUACAGACGCCUCACUAAGUCCACCCUCCUGCUCAUCCCUUUGUUUGGCACUCACUACAUGUUCUUCAAUUUUCUGCCUGACUACUUCAACAUUAACCUGCGUCUCUGCUUCGAGCUCUGCAUGGGAUCCUUCCAGGGGCUUCUCGUGGCCAUCCUCUACUGCUUUCUCAAUCAAGAGGUGCAGAAAGAAGUCCACAUGCAGUGGUUCCGGUGGCAGGAGAGGAGUUAUGGUGUCGUGUCUCCGGCUGCGAAGGGCAGCCAGAUGGAUACGCCCUUCUAGAAGCCUUCACCAUGUUCCUGAAGGAACUUUGGAAACUUUCACAGAGGAUUUCUUCUGCACACGUCAUCUUCUUUAAUGAGCCGUACAGCAAACACAAUAAGGUUGUCGAACGCGUAAGUCAUCCCAACCUGCAUGACAACGACUGACAUGCUGUUAGCCAGAGUGGAGGAACUGAAGUUAACGCUUCAAAGGAGAAUAACUCUGAGCCUGCUUGACAUUUUACACACACAUCCUACAAGACAGCUCCUGCCAGUUUUCAUAUGCAUUUCCCGAAGGGGCAGCACAUUUUAAAAGAUCAGAUUUCAGAUUUCCUUGGAGUUAUCGGUAAAAUUAAAGAAUGAUAAUUUAGAUGAACUGAAUGAUUACAUGACCAUCAAUUAGCAAAUUAAAUGCAUCGUCAGGUUUUGCUUUUCAACCAACGAAACUACAUAUUAUCGUGUCACAUUUGCAUUUGAAUGCACUCAUUAUGUAGAUGCACAGGCAAGGAAUCUGAUGGUGUUUGUCGCCAGUGCUGUAGUGUAACUGGCUGAACAUGUGACUGUUUCUCAACUGACUCCACCCAAAUGACAAUUAAAAAUGACUAAUUUUUCAUUUCUGUCCUAUUAUUUAUUUGAAAUAUAAUAUUAUGUUUUAGAAUUUAGAGUAUGUGUUGAUAGUUCAGCACAUAGGGAGGUUCAUUGUAGGUAUGUUCAAGCAUUUUCAUGGACUUUUAACUUGUACAGAACCUAUUAGAAUUAUUGUUUAUUUGCUUUUAAGCGUCGAAUGCAGAUUACUGAACCCCACUAUGCUGUAUACUGUGAAGGUUAAAGCCCACUCAGUUUGUAGACAACCAAUAAUAAAGAAAUCUCUGCAUUUCACUGCCAACUGCUCUUUAGCACAGGAGUAGAAAACAAGUCUUAAUCCUAGUGAUAGUUUCAUAUUAUUGUUUAAGUAUAAAUGCUAUUAACGGUACUUGAUGUAACAGUUUCAUCGAGAUUAAAGGCUUCGUAAUGAUGCAGAAUUGUUGUUUAACUCUGGACCAAUAUGUGAAUUCAUUCUUCACCUUAAGCUGAAUGUAUAAACUCUUGCUAGGCAGUUGUUUUAACAUCGCUUGUCCCUGUAGCUGCUUUCAGGCAUUGCCGCUUUAUUUGUGCCUCUUUCUGUGAUGUUUUAGUACCUUGUAAAGUAUCAGGCUCCAGCAAAAUAAAGCAUAAACAUAUUUUCUGUGUGUAAUUAUGGUUCUCUGCAACCUCCUUCACAAAGAAUGAGCUGGCAGCUAUAAACAGUAAUAAAAAUUAAAGUCAUGAAAGUUAUAACAGUAAAAUGUAAUUCAGAUACAAUCUUUAUACAAUAUGUGUUGAUACCAGAAUCAUACAUGAUUACUUCUAAAGUGUUUUGGGGCAGAAACACUGUUUAACUUUAGUGGUGAUGAAGCUCCGUGGAACAGUUUUGUAAAAUAUCUCAUUUGCUUCACAAGGAAAACUUAAUAAAUUCCUUCACAUAGCAGAAAUAUUUAAGAAAUUUGGUAACAGGACCUCAUUUAACGAGAAUGGGCAACGAAGCAUCCUUCAGCAAGGCGCUAGCCAGACUUUCUCUAAUAAAUAAAUGUACCUGCCUUUAACCUGGCGAAGUUUACAAUGGACGUGAUUUUUUAAAAUUCAUCUAUUUAAAUUCCCAUUGCAGGUUAUUAUAUUAAAAGUGGUUACUGGAACAGAAAAUGUGAGCGCUUCCUUCCCAUCUCUGGAGCACAUUAGGGACUGGGUGGAUAAUGUACAGUAUGUCUUGUGAUCUACUGCAAGAUGAACUCAGUGAAAUAAAUGAUCUAAGCUGUGAAUGCCACGUGCUCAGAAUGGUUUAUGAUGAGUCAGUCAGUGGAAGGACCGUGAAGAGAUUCCAGCUCUGAGAUACAAAGAACAAUGGCUUGUGAGUGCUUCUAAGCUUUUAAAGAAGUCUAGUUUUCAAUCAUUGAGUCCAACUAGGGAUGAAAAAGACUUUUUCAUACAAUUUGCACUCAGUUUGCAAAAGGAAAAGUUGCAGAUUUUAGGCCUUGGUUGUCAGAUGUUUGGCAAGAACAUAAAAUUCUGGUUUCUCUCAGCUGACAAAAUGUAGGGGUCCUAUUAGAGGUGCUCCAAAGCAAAAUGACUGAAGAAGUGAUGAAAUCUUUUCCUUUUAUUGCUUUUGAACAAUGAAUUAUGGUCAUUACAAUUUGCUGUUUUUGACAAGAAAUUACAAAAAAAAGACUUUCAAGUCAAAGUGGAAACAGAUUUCUACAAAAUAAUGUCAGUUAAUUAAAAAUCUCAGGUGAAAAAUAAGUGAUUGCUUAAGAAGUACCGUCUUCAAGUCAGUAUUUAGUAUAUUCACCUUGUGCCUCCUUUACGGCACUGAGUCUACGUGGAUGAGUCCAAAUCAGCCUUGCACAACUGGAUGCUGCAAUUUUAUCCCAUUCUUCUUUGCAAAACUGUUCAAGCUCUGUCGGGUUGCACAGGAAUCCUGAACGAACAGCUAUUUUCAAGUUCAGCCGCAUAUUCUAAAUUAGACUGAGGUCUGGGCUCUGACUCGACUACUCCAGAACAUCCACUUUGUUGUCUUGAAACCAUUUCUGUGUCACUUUGGCUGUAUAUUCUGGGUCACUGUCUUGCUAAAAACUAAAUUUCCCCCACGUCAAAGUUCUCUUGCAGACUGCAUCAGACGAUCCUCCAGGAUUUCCUUAUACUUUGCUGCAUUGAUUCAACCCUCCACCUUUAGAUUUAGCAGCAGGCCUGGACAUGAUGAUGCUGCCACCACCAUGCUUCACUGUGGGGACAGUUUGUUUGUGAUGGAGUUCAGUAUUUGGUGUCGCUGCACUCAAAUUAUCUUUUUUUCACUAAUUACAUAACUUUUAGCGCCAACUGUCUGCACCUGUGUUUAAUUAGGUGAAUCAUUUUAAAAUGGGCAAAUAUUAUACAAUCAGUUGUUUAACAUUUUAUAUUUUUAAGUAAUUACUUUGUUAAAAAAAAUGUUGUCAUUUUGACAUGAUAGAGUGUUUUGUUUUGUUUUUGUAAAUGCUUGUCAAAAAAGGCACAUUAUGUUGGCCAGGAUUCAAUGUUGAAAAGAAAUAAUAAUAAAUUUGGGUCCAAUGGGUCUGAAUGUUUUUAUAGGAACCCUA